This is a messenger RNA of Racocetra persica, 207 nucleotides long. NCBI's taxonomy places the organism in Eukaryota, Fungi, Glomeromycota, Glomeromycetes, Diversisporales, Gigasporaceae. The record is from the annotation of a GenBank genome assembly.
AUGGCAGAUAUCCAUCGCAUGUUACCAACUAAUUGGGAAAUUCUAUAUCUUGGUCAUUGCAGCAAUUGGGAAGGGAAAUCAGGUGAACCUUUGCCAGAUUAUAAUCAUGGACAAUCUAUUUAUAAACUUUUUAUAUCUAAUAGGCCAUAUUGUACAUAUGCUUACGCCGUUUCACAUCAUGGUGCUCUUAAACUAUUGAAGAAACUU